Molecule: messenger RNA, 1227 nt
Organism: Otolemur garnettii (small-eared galago)
Lineage: Eukaryota; Metazoa; Chordata; Mammalia; Primates; Galagidae
Gene: APTX
Product: aprataxin
Exons: 8
Coding region: 80-1108 (342 amino acids)
Biological process (GO): single strand break repair; double-strand break repair
Cellular component (GO): nucleus
Molecular function (GO): single-strand break-containing DNA binding; protein binding; single-stranded DNA binding
Source: RefSeq, a predicted model, not a curated record
ACGUCAUCCUGCAGCGCCGGAAGCGGCGAGGCACUGACGUAGUAACCUGAACUUGUCGGUCUCCGCCGUGUUGAGAGCAAUGAUGCGGGUAUGCUGGUUGGUGAGACAGGACAGCCGGCACCAGCGGAUCAAACUUCCCCAUUUGGAAGCAGUUGUGAUUGGGCGUGGCCCAGAGACCAAGAUCACUGAUAAGAAAUGUUCCCGUCAGCAAGUGCAGUUGAAAGCAGAGUGUAACAAGGGAUAUGUCAAUGUAAAGCAGGUAGGGGUCAAUCCUACCAGCAUUGACUCAGUUAUAAUUGGGAAGGACCAAGAGGUGACGCUGCAGCCUGGCCAGGUUCUCCAUAUGGUGAAUGAACUUUAUCCAUAUAUUGUAGAGUUUGAAGAAGAAGCAGAGAGCUUUGGCCUGGAAACACACAGGAAGAGAAAAUGGUCAGGCAACCCUGAUUCUAUAGAAGAGGAUGCUGCCCAGGGAGCUGAGUCUGGGACAGGGCUGGGACUUGGGAGCAGUCUCAGCCAAUGCUCUGUGCCCCUAAAGAAGGGAAAAGAUGCACCUAUGAAAAAGGAAUCACUGGGCCAUUGGAGUCAAGGCUUGAAGAUAUCUAUGCAGGACCCCAAAAUGCAGGUUUACAAAGAUGAGCAGGUGGUGGUGAUUAAGGAUAAGUAUCCUAAGGCCCGUUAUCACUGGCUGGUCUUACCUUGGGCUUCCAUUUCCAGUCUGAAGACUAUAACCAGGGAACACCUUGAACUCCUCAGACAUAUGCACUCUGUUGGGGAAAAGGUGAUUGCGGAUUUUGCUGGGUCCAGCAAACUCCGCUUCCGAUUGGGCUACCACGCCAUUCCUAGUAUGAGCCACGUACACCUUCAUGUGAUCAGCCAGGAUUUUGAUUCUCCUUGCCUUAAAAACAAAAAGCAUUGGAAUUCUUUCAAUACAGAAUACUUUCUAGAAUCACAAGCUGUGAUUGAGAUGGUACAAAAGGCUGGUAGAGUGACUGUCCGAGAUGGGAUGCCUGACCUCUUGAAGCUGCCGCUUCGUUGUCAUGAGUGCCAACAACUGCUGCCUUCAAUCCCUCAGCUGAAAGAGCAUGUCAGGAAGCACUGGACAGAGUGAUUUUACAGAGCCUGUGUCUUGAGUGUGGCCAGUUGUUUGGAGCAAACUGCUGGCACCUGUUCUGGGUUACUUGUAGACUUUUACCAUUUCCUGAAUUAAAACAUGCAGCUUUUUUACAA